AAGUGUAAGAAAGAAAGGUAAAACAGAAACUGUGUUGUUUAUGACAUUGAUAAUCAUAGUAAUAAUCAAAGUUUGCUCCUUUACACACGUGUGAACUCAAAGUCUGAGCCUUUAGUUUUCAAUUACACCAAAUUCAACAACUUUCUUUCUCCUCUCUUAUCUCUCUCUUUCUGGUUCUAAUGGCUAUGUCAAACUUUGAAUAACCCUUUCAUCCUUCCAUGGCUACCCUUCUUAAAAAAGUAUGGGAUUCAGUCUCAAAACGCUCCUCUUCCAAUUCCAAACCAGACUCAUCAUCAUCCAUGGCUACCCAUCUGUCUCCCCCUUCUCAUCAUCAUCAUCAUCAUCAUCAUCUCUCUCCUUCUUUUCUGGAAAUACCUUCUGAUGUUUUGCUACAAAUCCUCAAACUUUUGGGACCCAAAGAAGUUGCAAAGAUGAGUGUGGUUUGUAAGUACUUAAAGUCUUUAGCUUUAGAUGAAAAGCUUUGGGUUUUCUUUUUACAGAAUCAGAAUGCUUCUCUUCCUCACUCUUGGGAUUCUCUUGUUUUUGCUGAAACAUAUUUGAGAUCUGCUUAUCCUCUUCAAACACUCACUACUCAACCUACUCAAUUGUGUUUUAUGAGAAUUUAUGGUCAACGUGUGCAAGUUCCUGGCUCAAUUAUCAUUGAUGGUGGUUCUGGUUAUUGCAAAUAUGGUUGGAGCAAGUAUGCUGCUCCAUCUGUGCGCUCUGCUACUUUCUUGGAAUUUGGUAACAUUGAAUCUCCAAUGUAUUCAAGACUUAGGCAGUUCUUUUCCACUAUUUAUGGAAGAAUGCAGGUAAGAGCAGCAUCACAGCCUGUGGUUGUGUCUAUACCAAUCUUGCAUUAUGAUGAUACCGAAUCUGCAAAAGCAUCAAGACGACAACUCAAGGAAGCCAUCUAUACAACACUCUUUGACAUGAAUGUUCCUGCUGUUUGUGCAAUUAAUCAGGCAACUUUAGCUUUGUAUGCUGCUAGAAGAACUUCAGGAAUUGUUGUAAAUAUCGGGUUUCAAGUCACAUCGGUUGUUCCCAUUUUACAUGGUAAAGUAAUGCGCAAAGUUGGUGUGGAGGUUGUUGGAUUGGGAGCUCUAAAACUUACCGGGUUUCUUAAGGAGUUGAUGCAGCAGAACAAUAUUAGUUUCGAAUCGUUGUACACCGUUCGCACUUUGAAAGAGAAUCUCUGUUAUGUUGCUUAUGAUUAUGAAGCUGAGCUACUCAAAGAUACACAGGCAUCAUGUGAUGCCACAGGAGAAGGUCUGUUCACACUUUCUAAAGAGCGGUUUCAAACAGGCGAGAUCUUAUUCCAGCCACGAAUGGCAGGAGUGCGAGCGAUGGGUUUGCACCAGGCUAUAGCACUCUGUAUGGACCAUUGUGAUGCUGCAGAACUAACAAGUGACAAUGCUUGGUUCAAGACUAUCAUACUAUCAGGAGGCACGGCGUGUUUACCCGGAUUGGCAGAUCGGCUAGAAAAGGAACUGCAUGAAAUACUCUCUCCAUCUAUGUCGAGCGGAGUUAAGGUCAUUCCUCCUCCCUACGGCCAAGACACAGCGUGGUUCGGGGCUAAGCUAAUCGGCAAUUUGAGCACAUUCCCCGGUCCUUGGUGCGUGACAAAGAAGCAGUUUCGACAGAAACCUAGGAUCAACCGCCUAUGGUGAAUCCUUCCUUAUCGAAAUCAGUUGUAUACUUGUAGAAAAACUCAAGAUCAGAUCUGUUUAACUUAUAAAAUUUAUACAAAAUGAAAAAGGAUAUGACAGUCAAGACUAUAGCUUGUUUUUGAUAUAGUCUUUUGACUUGUAUAUUGUUGUAAACAUUAUGAAAAUAAUGAUGUAAUGCUAUGACAUUUGUGUUUACUACAUUAAUAAUAAUCACACACACAAAGAAAGGUUUUGUUUGUCAGUUUCAGAUUUUGCUGUCUUAAGUAAUCUGUUUACUCUUUCCCACAUUGUAUAGAGUUCUUCAUUCCUGUCAUGAUUAACUAUGCCUGAUACAAACUCAUUCACCACACCAUCGAUUUCAAUGAAGCUCACUCCGCGAGUUGUCUCCAAAUCAUUUUCGUCGAUGAACUUUCUAAUCGCGUUGGCAAUUUCCUUUUCGCCAGUGUUGUGAAACAUAAGCCUUGCAAGCUUGUACCGAUCACCAGACAUUGGCUCUAACUCGGUCAAGUGCUUGAAUGCUACAUUCCCUCUUUUUGUGUCCUUGUAUGUUCUACAAGCGCUGAGAAACGCACCCCAAAUGAUCGAGUUAGGCUCUUUUGGCAUUCUCGAAAUGAAAUCUUCUGCUUCUGCUAACCUCCCUGCACGGCCAAGGAGGUCUACCAUGCAUCCAUAGUGUUCAAUUGAAGGUACAAUUCCGAACUCAUUAACCAUUCUAUUGAAAUAACGAUGUCCCAAUUCAACGAAUCCAGCAUGAGAGCAAGCUGUUAAAAUCGCCACAAAAACAACUCCAUUCGGUUGGAAUAAUCCUUGUGAAACCAUCUCAUCAAACAGUUGAAAACACUCUUGGGGCUUCCCAUGUAUUGCAAAACCAGAUAGCAUAGCUCCCCAUGUAACUACAUCUCUAUGAGAUAACUCCUUAAAGACUUGAUAACCACAUUCAAGGCAACCACACUUAACAUACAUAUCUACCAAAGCAGUACCAAGAGUAACACUCACUUCACCACCACAAUUCUUAUCCACAUAGCCAUGAAUCCAUCUUCCUUUGUCUAGCGCUCCCAGAUGAGCGCAGGCAGACAAAGAGCUCACGAGCGUGGAUUCAUUUGGCAAAACCCGAGAAGCCAUCAUCUCUUCAAAGAUGCUCAAGGCUUCAGCAUACAUAGCAUUGUGAUUGUACCCUGAUAUCAUGGCACUCCAAGUAGCAACAUCUUUAGCUUCCAUUUCGUCGAACAUUGUUCUGGCCUUAUCGACAUGACCCUGCUGAGUCUGACUUAGGUACCCGGAUAUCAUAGCAUUCUUGGCAAUAAUAACACUACUAGCAUUGCUUUCAUUUGUAGAGAUUAACUCAGCAAGAACAAGCUCAGCACAAUCCAUACUACCUGCGCUUGCAUACAUUCGUAUGAGCGAGCUGUGAGUGUAACUAUUGACUGAUAUGCCAGCCUUGAUCAUCAUGCAAUGGACUUGCAUACCUUGACAAAGAGCUUUAAGUUGAGAACAAGCUUUGAGGACAAAGGUGUAAGUAUAAUUGUCCGGGAUGAAGCCAUUCAGCAACAGUUUAUUAAGCAUUAAGAGCGAGCUAUAAGAGUCUUUGAUGAGCAUGAAUCCUCUGAUGAUGUUGUUGUAGGCAAACACAUCAGGAGAUUGAAUUGUGUCAAAGACAGACAUGGCAUAGUUCAUGUUUGAGACUCUUACAUAAGACUCGACAAGUCUUCCACCGUUGGGAGGGCGAUUUAGGAGUCCUGAGAUUACCAACUGUGCAUGAACUUGUCUUACCUCAUGAAAGUUGCAGCACAUUUGAAGCAAAGCCACAGUGGGAGGAAUCUUAUGGUUCACAACAAUGGAUGGAGGCCUUGUUGUUAAAGAAGCCAUUAUGUAUGUUUCUGGUUUC
Molecule: messenger RNA, 3555 nt
Organism: Cannabis sativa
Lineage: Eukaryota; Viridiplantae; Streptophyta; Magnoliopsida; Rosales; Cannabaceae
Product: actin-related protein 8
Exons: 12
Coding region: 219-1670 (483 amino acids)
Molecular function (GO): protein binding
Source: RefSeq, a predicted model, not a curated record